Messenger RNA from Ostreococcus tauri, 1281 nucleotides. Its product is annotated as Mannosyltransferase, DXD. The transcript has a single exon. The coding region runs from base 1 to 1281 and encodes 426 amino acids. The record is from RefSeq and is a predicted model, not a curated record. Lineage: Eukaryota; Viridiplantae; Chlorophyta; Mamiellophyceae; Mamiellales; Bathycoccaceae. Gene Ontology annotation, molecular function: GPI mannosyltransferase activity; alpha-1,4-mannosyltransferase activity. Gene Ontology annotation, biological process: GPI anchor biosynthetic process. Gene Ontology annotation, cellular component: membrane; glycosylphosphatidylinositol-mannosyltransferase I complex.
AUGGCACCGCGUCCGCGCGACGGCCUAGGCGUCACCUUUCUCCUCGCGGUCGCCCUUCGCAUCGUACUCAUCGCGUGGAGCGUCUACCAGGACAAAAACUUCGCUGUCAAGUACACGGACAUCGAUUACUUCGUCUACACCGACGCCGCUCGACACGUCGCGCGCAGAGGAUCUCCGUACGAGCGCGCGACGUAUCGAUACCCGCCGCUCUUAGCGGCGCUGUUAACACCGAACGUCUUCGUGCACGAGUGCUUCGGGAAGGUGCUGUUCGGUGUGUUGGAUGUCGUCGUGGGCGUGCUCUUGGUAAAAAUAUUACGUCUUCGAGGUGCGAGCGCGCGGGAGCUCAAACACGCGGCGUGGUGUUGGUUAUUCAAUCCGUUCACGUGCACAAUUAGCACCAGAGGGAGCUGUGAAGCGCUAACGGGAACUCUGGUGCUGUUGACGGUCGAAGCUCUGUUGGUGGGAAAGACGUCGAGAGCUGCAGUCGCAUACGGCGCCCUCGUGCACUUCCGUCUCUAUCCCAUCAUACACGUCGUGACAUUCAUCGCGUUCCUAAACGAGGAUUACGAUGGUAAUCGUCCCCUGCUCGGAGGAGGUCGUUUCAGUUCAGUUCGAUGGGUGACCGUUGAAAAUGUGAAAUUCGGACUCGUCUCCGCUGUGACGUUCUUGGCUCUCACCUGGGGUUCGUACGCCGCGUACGGUUCGGAUUACAUCAACGAGGCGAUGUUGUACCAUUUGCAAAGGAAGGACCACCGUCAUAAUUUCGCUUCAGCGUUUUAUGGGGUUUAUUUAGAUUCGCAUCAAGACGUGAGCGUGUCGCUCUCGACGGCGGCAGAGCUCUUGCACAGAUUGGCGUCUAGUGCUCUACCAUCGCUGAUCGUCGUGAGUAUUCUGGGUGUACGGUACGCGUGUGAUCUUCCAUUCGCACUUUUCUCGCAAACCCUCGCGUUCGUCGCUUUCAACAAGGUGGUCACGGCUCAGUAUUUCGUUUGGUGGUUCAUGCUCCUUCCGCUCCUGCUGCCCUCUCUUGCUCGAAGCGAGGGGCGCAAACAGGUUGGGUUCGCCAUGAUGAUCUGGCUCAUCGCCCAAUUACACUGGCUCGCUUGGGCGUACGCUCUGGAAUUCAAGGGUGCACAGGUGUUCGAGCCCCUUUGGCUCGCCUCGAUGACUUUCUUCACUGCAAAUGUUUCGUUGCUCGUCACCUUCGUUCGAACGCACUCUCUCGAUCCGGUGUUGUCACGCGCCCGGCUUUCAACCGGAUCGUCAAAAAAGUCAUGUUGA